Molecule: messenger RNA, 3819 nt
Organism: Elgaria multicarinata webbii
Lineage: Eukaryota; Metazoa; Chordata; Lepidosauria; Squamata; Anguidae
Gene: ITGA9
Product: integrin subunit alpha 9
Exons: 28
Coding region: 1-3102 (1033 amino acids)
Biological process (GO): integrin-mediated signaling pathway; cell-cell adhesion; cell adhesion mediated by integrin
Cellular component (GO): integrin complex; external side of plasma membrane
Molecular function (GO): integrin binding
Source: RefSeq, a predicted model, not a curated record
AUGGCUGCAUCCCCUGGGAAAGGCAAGCGGAAUGGAUUUAAAGUGCUGGUCGCCACUCUUUCGGUGGCGUUGGUUUACUCCUAUAACAUCGAUCUGGACCACCCGGUGAUUUACCAAGGGCCCAAUAACUCUUUCUUUGGCUACUCUGUGCUGGAGCAUUACUACGACAAUACGAGAUGGGUCUUGGUUGGUGCCCCAAAGGCAGAUUCUAAAUACAGUGCCUCUCUUAAGUCCCCAGGAGCUGUGUUUAAAUGUCGUGUUCACACUAAUCCUGAUAGGAGGUGCACAGAACUGGAUAUGGGUCGAGCUAAUGUUCAGGGAGUGCCCUGCGGGAAGACAUGUAAAGAGGACAGAGAUGAAGAAUGGAUGGGUGUAAGUCUGGCAAGGCAGCCCACGGCUGCAGGAAGUAUACUGGCCUGUGCACACCGUUGGAAAAAUGUCUACUAUGAGACAGAGUACAUCCUUCCACAUGGCUUUUGCAACAUCAUCCCACCCAAUCUAGGCUCCAAUGGUAAAAAGUUAAUGCCAUGCUAUGAAGAGUACAAGAAGAAAUAUGGCGAAGAGCACGGCUCGUGUCAGGCUGGAAUAGCAGGCUUCUUCUCAAAGGAACUGGUCAUCAUGGGAGCUCCAGGGUCUUACUACUGGACAGGAACCAUCAAAGUACUGAAUCUUACUGAUAAUACAUAUUUCAGACUGAAUGAUGAAUCUGUGAUAGCCAAGCGGUACACAUACCUUGGAUAUGCAGUGACAGCAGGUCACUUCUCCCAGCUGACAACCACAGACAUCGUGGGAGGAGCUCCCCAGGAUGGAGGCAUCGGAAAGGUAUACAUUUUUCGCACCGAUAAGAGGUCUGGUUCGUUAAUAAAGAUUUUUCAGGCUUCAGGUAAAAAGAUGGGCUCUUACUUUGGCUCCUCCUUAUGUGCAGUUGAUCUGAAUUCUGACGGACUUUCAGACCUCCUGGUUGGAGCGCCCAUGUUUUCUGAAAUCCGGGAUGAAGGUCAAGUCACUGUCUACCUCAGCAGAGGAAAUGGCGUCCUGGAAGAGCAGCUUGUUUUGUCGGGUGACAAUGCCUACAAUGCACACUUUGGGGAAAGCAUGGCUUCCCUGGGGGAUAUUGACGACGAUGGAUUCCCAGAUGUCGCCAUUGGUGCUCCUAAAGAGGAUGACUAUGCAGGAGCAGUCUAUAUCUAUCAUGGAUACAUUGGUGGCAUCACACCUCAAUAUUCUAUGAGGAUAUCUGGAAAACAGCUAAGCCCAAGAUUGCAGAUGUUUGGCCAGUCCAUUUCUGGAGGAGUUGAUAUGGAUGGAAAUGGUUAUCCAGAUGUGACAGUUGGAGCCUUUAUGUCAGACAAUGUGAUUCUACUAAGAUCCAGGCCUGUCAUUACUAUGGACAUCUUCAUUUUCUUGCCCGCAUACAUUGACAUCACAGCUCCUCAGUGCCAUGAUGGAUUGCAGCAGGUGAACUGCCUAAACAUCACAGCCUGCUUCAGUUUCAAGGGCAAACAUGUUCCAGGACUGAUAGGAUUGAAUUACAACUUGACAGCAGAUGUGGCUAAAAAAGAAAAGGGUAGCCCAAUCCGGGUUUACUUUGUCUCUUCUGGGGAAGCAAUGGGCCAGAUCUCGGAGCAGUUGGAGCUGUCUUAUAUGCAGGAGAAAUGCAAGCACUACCUGGCCUAUGUGAAGAGAAGAGUCAAAGAUGUGAUAUCACCAAUUGUAUUUGAAGCUGCAUAUAGUCUUGGGGAACAUAUUGUGGCCAAGGAGGAAAAAGAAUUACCUGCACUCAGGCCUGUACUCCGAUGGAAAAAGGGACAGAAGAUGGCUCAGAGAAAUCAGACUGUUUUUGAGAGAAAUUGUCAGUCAGACGACUGUGCUGCUGAUCUGAAACUUCAGGGGAAACUAUUCCUGUCCAGUGUUGAUGACAGGGCUCCCUAUCUGGCGCUGGGAGCGGUGAAGAACAUCUCGCUGAACAUCUCCAUUUCCAACAUUGGGGACGAUGCGUAUGACACGAACAUAGCCUUCAACUUCUCCAAGGAGCUCUUCUUCAUCAAAAUGUGGCAAAAGGAAGAAAUGGGCAUUGCGUGUGAGUUGCUGGAACCAGACUCAGAUUUCCUGAAGUGCAGUGUGGGCUUUCCCUUCAUGAGAUCAAAAUCCAAGUACGAGUUCAGUGUUAUCUUUGACACCAGUCAUCUGUCUGGGGAGGAGGCGAGUCUUACAUUCCUUGCCACUGCUCAGAGUGGGAACUUGGAACACAACCUCCAUGACAACUCUCUCACCCUAUCUGUUCCCCUGAUGCACGAAGUGGACUCAUCCAUCACUGGAGUGGUGUCCCCCAGUUCUUUUACUUAUGGCGAGUCUGUGGCAGCAUCACAAUUUAUUCAGCUGGAAGAUUUUGAGUGUGAUUUUCAGGACCUCAACAUCACUCUUCAGGUCUACAAUGCUGGCCCAAGCACUCUCCCUGGUUCUUCUGUCAAGAUUUUAUUUCCGAACCACCUCUCAACUAAUGGAGCUGAAAUGUUUCAUAUUCGGCAGGUGAUGGUUGCCCAGGACAAGGGAAACUGCUCUUUUCAAAAAAACCCAACCCCCUGCAUCAUCCCUCAAGAAAAGGAGAACAUUUUUCACACAAUAUUUGCCUUUUUCACCAAGUCUGGGAGAACAGUUCUGGACUGUGGAAGAUCAAGCAAGCCCUGCUCAAUUAUACACUGUAACUUAAGCUCACUAGCAAAAGCAGAAUCGCGAAUCAUAGAUGUGCAGAUGCUGUUGAAUACCGAGAUAUUAAAAAAGGACAGUUCAUCAGUCAUUCAGUUUGUAACAACGGCAAAGGUGAAGGUGGACACGACGGUCCGGGCAGUAGAAGUCCCCAACGGGAAUUCAGAAGAAGCGACGGUGGUCUUUGAGGCCUUGCAUAAUCUGGAGCCUCGCGGUUAUGUGGUUGGAUGGAUCAUUGCUAUCAGUUUGCUGGUGGGAAUUCUCAUCUUCUUGUUGCUGGCUGUGCUGCUAUGGAAGAUGGGAUUCUUUCGCAGAAAAUACAAAGAGAUCAUUGAGGCUGAGAAGAACAGGCAAGAGAAUGAGGAUAGCUGGGACUGGGUCCAGAAAAGCCAGUGAACUGCUGCGGGAGGGGAAAACAUGGAAAGCCCAGUCAUGUGACGCACGAUUACUACCCUGUUGGUCCUGCUCUUGUAUCUUCCAUAUGUGGAAGAAGGAAUCUUCUCCAGAUUUUUCGGAGGCCCUGCUGACACUGUUGUUCUUCAUCAUCUUAAGCUAGGGGACGUAUCCUGAGGCAACCACUGCAGACAUGUCAGGUGACUGGAGCAAUUUAUACUUCCUGGAAGAGAUGAACUUUGAUAACUGAGCUGCAGUGCAGAGCAAUAUUUAUGAAUCCAACGUAUGUGGUAUACCCUCAGGGGAAGACUCUUGCCUUAAAAAAAAGUAUUUUUUAUAAAUAUAAGCUUUUUAUACUGACUAUGUCUUUUUAUAUAUUUGUAUCAAUGUUUUAUGUUUUCUAUUGAAUAGCUAUAUAUAUAAAUAUAUAUAGUUCACUAAGGUUGCAAUUCUGUGCAUACUUACCUGGGAGGAAGCCCCAUUGAAUAUAGUGGGACUCUCUUCUGAGUUCACAUGCAUAGGAUUGUGCUGUAAAGCACUGAUAUCCAGCUGAUGUCUUGGACAUGCAUAUGUGUAUAUAUCAAUCAUACUGUACUUUCGAAUUUCAAUGCAGAAGAGACAAGCAGAUGAAACUAGAUGAGACCUCACAUAGUAAAAACCACCAAUCUUGGUGAUGGUGUAUAUAAAGCCUCCAGUGGCACUAAGCCGAAGUCUAUAUAU